Messenger RNA from Urocitellus parryii (Arctic ground squirrel), 3025 nucleotides. RefSeq names its product geranylgeranyl diphosphate synthase 1 (gene Ggps1). The record is from RefSeq and is a predicted model, not a curated record. Gene Ontology annotation, biological process: isoprenoid biosynthetic process. Lineage: Eukaryota; Metazoa; Chordata; Mammalia; Rodentia; Sciuridae. Gene Ontology annotation, molecular function: prenyltransferase activity.
AGAUCAGCUUUGAAAUUUAAAAACAAUGGAGAAGACUCAAGAAACUGUCCAAAGAAUUCUUCUAGAACCCUACAAGUAAACAAGUGAGAACCAAACUUUCACAGGCAUUUAAUCAUUGGCUAAAAGUUCCAGAAGACAAAUUACAGAUUAUCAUUGAAGUGACAGAAAUGUUACACAAUGCCAGUUUACUCAUUGAUGAUAUUGAAGACAAUUCAAAACUCCGACGUGGCUUUCCAGUAGCACAUAGCAUCUAUGGAAUUCCAUCUGUCAUCAAUUCAGCCAAUUAUGUAUAUUUCCUUGGCUUAGAAAAAGUCCUAACUCUGGAUCAUCCAGAUGCAGUGAAACUUUUUACCCGUCAGCUCUUAGAACUCCAUCAGGGACAAGGCCUGGACAUUUACUGGAGGGAUAAUUACACUUGUCCCACUGAAGAAGAAUAUAAAGCCAUGGUGCUGCAAAAGACUGGUGGACUGUUUGGAUUAGCAGUAGGUCUCAUGCAGCUAUUCUCUGACUACAAAGAAGAUUUAAAGCCAUUACUUAAUACACUUGGCCUCUUUUUUCAAAUUAGAGAUGAUUAUGCUAAUCUGCACUCCAAAGAAUAUAGUGAAAACAAAAGUUUUUGUGAAGAUCUAACAGAGGGAAAAUUCUCAUUCCCUACUAUUCAUGCUAUUUGGUCAAGGCCUGAAAGCACCCAGGUGCAGAACAUCUUGCGCCAAAGAACAGAAAACAUAGAUAUUAAAAAAUAUUGUGUACAUUAUCUGGAGGAUGUAGGUUCUUUUGAAUACACUCGGAAUACUCUUAAAGAGCUUGAAUCUAAAGCCUAUAAACAAAUUGAGGCAUGUGGUGGGAACCCUGCGCUAGUGGCUCUAAUAAAGCACUUAAGUAAGAUGUUCAAAGAAGAAAAUGAAUAAUAUUAAGCCAUUCUUGAUUGGGCCAGAUAGCUUCUUUAAGUUUAUUUUUCUUUUAGCCUGUCACCUUUUCACAAAUUUGGACCAAGCUUUAGUCUUCAAAAACUGAGUAAAUAGGGACGGUGUGAGUGAAACUGUUCCAAUGUAGAAACCCCUCCAUAUAUGUAAUACAGAGUUGAAAGAAUAAAAAGGAUUCACAUUUAUAUAGAUCUAAUUUGAAUGUCAGAAGUUGUGGUGGCAGGACAUUGUGACCAGUCUGCCAUGGUACCAUAAAUGUUCUAUUGAUUCUGUCAAUAAAAAGGACUAGCUUCCAGAAGUUUUUAUCUAGGUACUUCCUACUCAUGCUACAUUGGCAGUUCCCAGUUCAUCUAUCCCACUUCCAAACCGAUGACUACUUGAGACUGAUUUCUUUAGCUUGCUGACCCAAAGAUCACAAACUCCUCUUUUUUGCCAAAAUGCUGCUACUAAGUAUAUUGCUAAAGUAUUCUAUGAAAAGACUGAGCAGGUGAAAAACAGGAAAUACCGUGUUCUCUCUCCUACCCUCUUCUUUUUUUCCUCCACCUUCACCCUGCAACCUUUUUUGUUGGUUGGUUCAAACCCAGGGCCUCAAACAUGCUAGGCAAGUGCUCACCACUGAGCUAUAUUCCUACCCCUGUAAGUUCUGAUUUUUAACCAGAGUCCCAUUUAAUGAAAUUCACAUGCUAAUCUGAAUUCUCUUUUUCUUUGUAACAUUUUUAUGUCACAGACUGUUUAGUAUCAAGGUACAGAAUUGUCUUUCCAUUUGAAUUUCUGGCUUUGUUCAUUUAUUUGCAGUGCUAGUGAUCAACCUCAGGGCAUCAUGCAUUGCUAAACAAGCUCUGAGUAGUAGUGCUGAGUUAUAACCCCAGUCUCCAUCUGUCCGGUUGGGAAAGAAACAAAUAUAUAAAGAAUAAGUUUUAGGAGGGGGCUUCUUAACCUGUCAUACUUCAUGGUCAUUGGUGGUAGAGAUAUUUAAAGAGCUGUUUGAGUACCUUCAGUACAAAAACUGGGAAAUGCCCUUUUCUUUCCCAACCACAUCACCACCACCCUUGAAAAGGCAGUAGGUGCUUGAAUGGAAAGAGAAGAGACAUCUUUAAUCUCUGAUGAAGGCAACAAGUGUUGCCUUCAGAGUGAGGCUGAAGGAGCAAUAAACGCUUCACCACACUGAUCAGCUUUUUGAGAUCACUAACCCUGACCCAGCUGUUCCUGCAGUAUAAUUUCCAGACCCAUGCCACUGGCACAUGAUGUGGCCCACGAGGUAUGGGGUAAAAUACCUUGAUUGCUCUAUUAGAAGUUUUGACAUCCUGGGGCUGAGGAUAUGGCUCAGGGGUAGAGUGCUUGCCUAGCAUGCAUGAGUUCCUGGAUUCCAUCCUUAGCAACACCAAAAAACAUAAGGGUUGAUAUCCCAAAAUUGAAAGUUAAUGUUUUCCAAGCUGGGUGCAGUGGCAUGCCCCUGUAAUCCCAAUGGCUUGGGAGACUGAGGCAGGAGGAUCACAAGUUCAAGAAAAACAUGAUUAUUUUUAAAAAUAUGCUGACUAUAGUAAGAAAUUAAAGUAUUAACCUUUGAAGACUAGAGGUGUAGCUCAGUUGUAGAGCACUUGCCUAGCACCACAAAAAAAUGAUAAAGCCAGACAGCCUGGUGAAUACCAGUAAUCCUCUGGGAUUACUAAAUAAAAAGGACUGGGCAUGAUGACACCUAUCUGUACUCCCAGAGACUCUGGAGGCUGAGGCAAGAAGAUCACAAAUUCAGUAAUUUAAGGUCCUGCUGAAGCUGAACAUGUCUAAUUCCAUAAUGGUACUAAACUGUCUGUGACAUAAAAGUGGGGACAAGGCAGAAAGAUUGCAAGUUGAGGCUAGCUUGGGCCCUUCAGUGAGAUCCUGUCUAGAAAACAAAAAGACCCUGGUUUCAAUCCACAAUAUUGCCCCCCCCMAAAAAAAGAAUUUAAGUAGAAAGAAUGUUUACAUAAAUUUUUUGUCCUUGUCUAAUCAAAAUAGUUUUGACCUGGUGCUAAUUUUAUGGUUCUUUUGCCAUUUUUAUCUUGCUUUUGCCAUUGACAGAAAUGCUUGGCGUUGAAUUGAGAACGUUUUGACAAAAAUUCAUU